AUGCUGGGGCUGGUCCUGCUGGCUUUGGCCAGUGCUGUGGGUCUGAGCCAGGCCAGCGGCUUCACAGAAAAAGGCCUGUCCUUGCUGAGCUACCAGCUGUGCAGCUACCUGCAGACCCGAAGCGUCCAGAGGAUGGAGGCCGUCCAGACCUCCCACGUGACCCACGCGUCCUGCGGCGGCUGGAUCCCGUGGAGGCGGUGCCCCAAGACUGUGUACAGGACACAGUACCUGGCCGUGGAGGUCCCCGAGUCCAGGAACGUGACCGACUGCUGCCAGGGCUACGAGCAGCUCGGCCUCUACUGCGUCCUGCCCCUGAAUCGGUCUGGGGAGUUUGCAUCAAGGCCUGGUGUCUGUCCGACUGCAGCGCCACAGCCAGGCGCCUCGCAGUGCAGCUGGGACACUGACUGCCCUGGGCUGCAGAAGUGCUGUCCCUGGUCAGGGGGCCACCACUGUGUGGCCUCUGCACCCCACGGUAGGACUAGAGAAGCAGUGGGCAGCUGGUACAACGUGACCGUUCUGGUGAAGAUGGACUUCGAGGACCUGCAGCGUGUGGACCCCAGGCUGCGGAACCACACUCGCCUUCUGUACUCCUUGGUCACCAGUGCCUUGCAGCCACUGGACCCUGCUGUGCACUACCUGAGCUCAGCCAGCCAGGACCCCUCCACCACACUGUCAUGGCUGCUGCUCGGUCUGCCUCGGCUGCUGCCGGUGGCCAACGUCUCCGCCCUGCUGGAUGACAUCGUGAAGCGUGUCUAUGAAGUGGUCAACAUCCAGGUGCAAGAUGUAAACGAGUGUGCCCACCACGAGCUCCACGCCUGCCCUGGAGAGCAGCUGUGCGUCAACGCGGAGGGCUCCUACCAGUGCGUCCGCCCACAUGUGUCGUCAGCCUCGGCUCCCCGGACGCCCAACCCUGCCGGCGAAGAUUGUCCUCCUAUCUGUGACUACGUGGCCCUCAACGUCACCAGCAGCAGUUUCCGGGUGUCCUGGAGUUUGAAUUCCACCCAGAACCACACCUUUCACGUCCAGGUCCAGCAGGGUGAGCUGGUGCUCAGAGAUACCUGGACCAGCGACCUGGUCCUGGAGGUGGCUGGGCUGGAGGCCGGAGUGCUGUACAGCGUGAAGACCAGCUACCAGGGGUGCGGGACCAACGUCUCCGCCUGGCUGACCAUCAAGACAGAUGCCCAAGUUUAUGGAGUUACAAUAAAGAUCAUCAACCGCAACUUGACGGAGCAGCUGCUCAACUGCAGCAGCACGGAACACAGGAACUUCUCCCGGCAGCUGCUGCGUGAGGUUGAGAACUCCUUUCCACCAGCAGUUUCUGACCUAUACCGACGUGGGAAGCUCAGGGUGCAGAUCACAUCUCUCCAGGCGGGAAGCUUGGUAGUGAAGCUGAGACUCACAGUGCAAGACCCUGAGUUUCCAGUGGCUGUCUCCACUCUGGCUCCCAUGCUCCAGCUUCUGUCUUCAAGCACAGUGUUCCAGAUCGACCAGCAGGGGACAGUAGUACAAGACUGGGACGAGUGUGCAGACGGCUCCCAGCACGACUGCUCCCCCAGCGCCCGCUGCAUCAACCUGGAGGGCUCGUACGCCUGCCAGUGCCACACCGCCAGGGACGCCAACCCCUCCCGGGCAGGCCGGGCCUGUGAGGGUGACGUGGCCAGCCCCACCGGAGGUGAGCCGUCUGCAGCAGCAGAGGUGACAGCCCCAGCUCUCGGCACAGAGACUCCCACACUGUCCCUCAGUCCCAGGCACCCAUGGGACAGCCUGGCAGCAAGCCAGGCCCAGACCCCAGGACCCCCACCCAGGAGAGGGGGCAGUAUCACCGUCAGGAUCCACAGGAACAGCACAGGGCGAGGCAUGGAGGAGGAGCUUCUGGGGAGCCCCACCGUGGAGCCGCUCUCCUGGCCUGGCCCUGCGGAGCGCCCCCCUGGCCACGUUGUGUGGCACACCAGCCUUCCCCCGCAGGGGACAUCUCUGAGUGCCACGAGAUUGCAGAGCGAGAACCCUGCACCUUCCCCCUCUCCAGACCUGCCAUCGACCCCUAUCCCUGCCUCCCUGAAGGGCCCUGCCUGUGUCCCUGUCCCUAUUGAGAGGGUCACGGUCUCCAAUGUGACUAGCUCCAGCUUCCACCUGGCGUGGGUGGCGAAUCUCACCUUGCACCCCACCUUCCGGCUCACGCUGGUCUCCCCAUGGAGCCCUGCCCAGGACCUGGAGACCCAGGACACAGGCGUGACUCUGUCGGGGCUGGGGCCUGGCACCUUGCACCUGGUGGAGAUUGUGGCCGAAGCGUGUGGGAAAGGAGGCGCCGGAGCACACCUGAAAGUGAGGACAGCCGCACAGAAGCUCCGUGGCAGAGUGCGACUGGCGAACGCCGGGCUUUCCGAAUCCUCGUGCCACGCAGGCGGCACUCAGCACUUCCUCAGGGUGGUGGGGGACUCCUUGCCAGCCACACUGCGCCAGCACAUGGACUCCGGCGGGAUCCGAGUGGACGUCACCAGCAUCGCCAAGGGCGGCGGCGUGGUGGAGUUCGACCUGCUGGUGAUGGUGGACCUGGAUGUCAGGGAGGUGUCUGCCACAUUCCUCUCCGCCCUUCAGAAUGCGUCUCUGCUGGAAGGGAGCCGAGGCGGGGCCUCCAUAUGGGAUUACGACGAGUGUGAGAGGCAGGAGCACGACUGUGUGCCCGGGACGUCCUGCCAGAACACGCUGGGGUCUUUCACCUGCCGCUGCCAGGGAGGUGCCCUGGACUCCCGUGUGGAAUAUUCUGGAAGACGCUGCGAAGGUGGCUCUCCUGGCAACUUGACCCAGGCCCCCAGCCCAGAGCGGCCCCCCACGCCAGUUGGGACCAAGGCUGCCCUUAUGCCAGGUAGCGCCAGGCCAGCCCCCCAAGACCUGCACCCGCGGCUGAACCUGACUGGCGCGGUCAGGGUGCUCUGUGAGAUUGAGAAGGUGGCCAUUGCCAUCCGGAGACGCUUCCUGCAGCAGGAGGCCAUCCCCGAGUCCUCCCUGUACCUGGGACAACCUUCCUGCAACGUGAGCAGCAGCAACAGCACCCACGUGCUCCUGGUGGCCAGCUGGGGAGAAUGCGGGACCCUUGUGCAAAGUAAUCUGACAAACACCGUGGUGAGGACCGUGCUGAGGAGUGACCUCUCCCCGGAGGGUAUCAUCCACCACCUGAAGAUCCUCAGUCCCAUCCACUGUACCUUCCGGAACGACCUCCUGACCUCCUUGGGCUAUGGCCCAGAGUGGGGGGUCCACACUGUCCUUGAGGACCUCCACGGCGCUGGGAAUUUUGUCACCAAAAUGCAGCUGUUCGUCGGAGAUUCUCCCAUACCUCAAAACCACAGUGUGUCUGCCAGUGACGACGUCAAGAUCCAAGUGGGGCUCUUCAGGCAGAAUAGCCAGCUCAAGGUGGUCCUCACAGAGUGCUGGGCGACCCCCUCCAGCAACGCGGGCGACCCCCUCACUUUUGGCUUCAUUAACAACAGCUGCCCCGUCCCCAACACCUACACCAGUGUGAUUGAGAACGGCAACUCCAGCAAGGCCCAGUUCAAGCUGAGGGUCUUCUCCUUCAUCAACAACUCGGUGGUCUACCUGCACUGUCGGCUGCGUGUCUGCGUGGAGUCCCCCAGAGCCACGUGCAGGAUCACCUGCCACGACUCCCGGCUGCGGAGAAGCAGCGAAGGCUCCGUCGUGCACCAGAUGUCCUGGGGGCCCCUCGUUCGGUCGCAAGGUGCAGCUGCAUGUGCAAAGCCGGGCCUGGGGACCAGCUACCUCAUUCUCAUCGCAGUGGCCGGCUUUGCCGUGGUGGCAGGGGUGGCCGCCUUCCUGAUCACGCGCUACCACAGACUGACCGGACAAAGAACUUCAAAAUCCAGCUGGACGACUUCAGCUACCAGGUGUUCUCUGAAGAGGAGGCCCGGCGACCUGGAGGUCACCGCCGGUCAAGCAUUAGCAGGAGCGUGGCGCUCUGUGCCAGUGUUAGGAUGAGCCCCGAUGACGACCGCAGCCCCUCUGUGCCCAGGGCCCGUCCUGUCGGAGACGUGGGCAGAGUGCUGGAGAGUCCCGGGCCUCCAACCCGCCCACGCCACCCCUGCAGCACCCAGCCCCGCACACCCCGCCCGCAGGCCCCGCCUCCCCGUUGGGUCCUGCCACCCUGACUCGCGGAAGCCGGCGCCCAGCAUGCUGUCAAUCCCACGGCCCUUCACGCUCCGGAGAUAUUUGACCGUUUCUGCCACGCUCUUUUAGAAAUAGAUCCGUCUUGUAAAGGCAGCUCGAAUGCUAUUUUUAGUAGAUGUGGGUGCACUUUAACUUGUCUUCCACUUACCAGCGGGUUGUUUUUAUUUACAAAAUAAGGCGACUCAGAAGGUACUCUGUUAAUAGGAAUAUAUUUCUAGUGAGUAAAAGUGAUGUUACACACACACACACACACACACACACUGCUCUUUCACGUUUCCAAACGUGCCCACAGCCAUGUUUUCACGGGAUCCCACCCCUCGGGAGGGGGCGAUGUCCCCACCACACGGUGAGAACGCAGGGAAGGGGUAGACAGGGAUGCUCCUGGGGUCGUAGGAUGAACCAACAAAGAAAUGGUCUCGAAUGGCAUGUGUUCCCCUGGGUUUCUUCGUUGACGCUAUGCUAAGAGACACUGCUUUCCCCUCAUUUGAAAUAACUCAGAAUUGUCCCGAGAGCUAACAUCUAGAAAUACAGGGUUUCCCCGCGAUGGUCUUAGAAGGACAACAGGGUCUUAGGUUUCAAUCUUGACAGUAAUUUCACUGAAUAUAAUUAGCGGUCAGUCUGGGGCUCGGAGGUAGAGCGCUUCCCUCUCGCGUGUGAGGCACUGGGUUCGCUCCUCAGCAUCACGUCAAAAUAAAUAAAUAAAAUAAAGGUGCUGUGUCCAUCCACACCUAAAAAAAUUGAAAAAGAGUUUGUUAAAGAAAAUGAUUAAUCACUCCUACAGGACAUUUGGGAAAAGGAGCAAUUUGAUUUAUGGGAUAUUCUCAGGUCAAGAGUAACCGUGAGUAACGUGUGUGGAUGACCCAUUUUGAACAAGCAGAAUAAAUUGCCUCGGCACUGAGACGUGAUGGUGUGCUGGCUUCUCCGUCUGGUUGAGUUCACACCAAGGUUCGCGGAGCGACCUCUGAGGGCUGGUCUCCCGGGGAGCCCGGGACACAUCUCUGGUCCUUCCUGAGUCGUGCCCGCUGGCUCUGGCAUCAGGGCACUCCCUGCCAUUUGCCUUCUUGAAAAGCAGCAUGAGACAUCAGGAAGCCCAGGUGUUGAGCUCCGUCGCGGGUGGCUCUGGGUUUCAGGCGAAGUCAUUGGCAUGUAUUUUAAAGCCCCAUCUUUCAAACUUCAUCUG
Molecule: messenger RNA, 5356 nt
Organism: Sciurus carolinensis (gray squirrel)
Lineage: Eukaryota; Metazoa; Chordata; Mammalia; Rodentia; Sciuridae
Gene: Umodl1
Product: uromodulin like 1
Exons: 24
Coding region: 1-3987 (1328 amino acids)
Cellular component (GO): cell surface; extracellular region
Molecular function (GO): peptidase inhibitor activity; calcium ion binding; protein binding
Source: RefSeq, a predicted model, not a curated record